This is a messenger RNA of Musca domestica (house fly), 1045 nucleotides long. It is a transcript of the gene DIP-iota, whose product is annotated as neurotrimin. Lineage: Eukaryota; Metazoa; Arthropoda; Insecta; Diptera; Muscidae. The record is from RefSeq and is a predicted model, not a curated record. Bases 98 to 1045 code for a protein of 315 amino acids. Gene Ontology annotation, cellular component: neuron projection. The transcript has 5 exons.
UGAUCCCAAAUUUAGUGGUCCCAUAAAUAAUGUCACAGUUCCUGUUGGACGAGAUGCCAUACUUACCUGCGUUGUUCAUGACUUGGUUUCAUUUAAGAUGGCCUGGUUGCGUGUCGACACCCAAACAAUACUCAGCAUACAGAAUCAUGUGAUCACGAAAAAUCAUCGCAUCAGCAUAAGUCACACCGAACAUCGCAUUUGGCAGCUGCGCAUUCGCGAUGUACAGGAAUCGGAUCGUGGUUGGUAUAUGUGUCAAAUCAAUACGGAUCCGAUGAAAAGUCAAGUUGGCUAUUUGGAUGUGGUUGUACCACCGGAUAUUAUCGAUUUUCAAACCAGCAAUGAUAUGGUUGUGGAAGUGGGAACCAACAUCAGUCUCACGUGUACGGCGACAGGUCUGCCAUUACCGACAAUAACAUGGCGUCGGGAGAAAGAUUUACCGCUCUAUGUGGAGAGCGGACGUUAUGUUUACAGUAUGGAGGGGCAGAAUUUGACAUUGCCGCAUGUUAGCCGCGACACAAUGGGAGCGUAUUUGUGCAUUGCCUCGAAUGGGGUGCCGCCCACGGUGAGCAAAAGGAUAUCGGUGGUGGUGAAUUUUCCUCCCACAAUUUUCACCCGCUAUGACAUCAUCUAUGUUGGCUAUGGCCAAAAGGUAACACUGGAAUGCAUUUCCGAAUCCCAUCCGGCCUCUGUGAAUUAUUGGCUCAAGGAUAAGGAAUUUAUCCAGGGUGGCAGCUAUGAAACGUUCUCCGUCAAUGGCAUCUAUAAAAUGGUAAUGCGUUUGGUGGUACGCCCGCUGAAAGCCAAGGAUUUCGGUGAAUAUCGUUGUGUUGCCAAAAAUAUGUUGGGUGAAAUGGAACAGAUCAUUACCCUGCAUCACAAAGCCAAAAAAAAUCUGCAACAUGCUUUCCAAACCAAUAGCAAGGACAAUCAAUACAUAAUCAUAGAAGAGUACAUAUCCGGCCAUAAUAUGUCGUCCAGAUCCAGCGUUUGCUUCCUAGUUAUAAUCUGUGCGUUUUGUUUAGCAUUACUCGAAAUAAAACUUUGA